GGAAAAAAAGAAAAAAAGAAAGGAAAAGGGAAGAGAUAGAGUAACAAGUAAAGCUUAAAGUUUUACAUUAAGAAGGAGAAGAAAAAAAAAAAAACACAAAAACGGUGAGGGUGGUUACAAUGGGGCCGACUGGGGCUCCGGGUCCCGCCCGCUCCCGUCCCGCGGCGGCGCGGACUCCAAGGCCCGGCAUGCGGCGGGGCGGCGCGCAUGCGCGUUGCGGCGGGCUUGAGUGGCAAGUUGUUUGUUCAGCGAGCCCAGCUGCUCGCCCCGCGCCGCUGCUCUGCCCGGCUCCGCUCCGCGCCCGCCCCGCAACUUCGGCACCCGCAUCCCCGCCCCCGGAGCCGGGUAGGGGGAAAAGGAGCCGAGGAGAGGGGAGGAAAAAAGGAAAAGAAAAAAAAAAAAAAAAAAGGAAAAAAAAAACCGAAAAAAAAAAAAAAAACAACCACUACCAACAAGGCAGCGACAAUAACAGCACCCCCCUCCCCCUCCCCAUUCAAAAACACAAAAUAAACCCCGGGGAUAGAUGAACUACAAAUGAGAAAGAGGAAAAGAUGGAACUGCACAUCCUAGAGCACAGGCUCAGAGUGGCCAGCAUAGCCAAGGAGAGCAUCCAGUUGUUUACCUAUGGAUUAAUCAAACUUGCUUUCCUGUCCUCCAAGACGAGGUGCAAGUUCUUCAGCCUCACGGAAACCCCCGAGGACUACACCAUCAUUGUGGAUGAAGAGGGCUUCCUAGAGCUCCCUUCCUCGGAGCACCUGAGUGUGGCCGAUGCCACAUGGCUUGCCCUCAACGUGGUGUCCGGCGGAGGCGGCUUCUCUGGCUCCCAGCCCAUCGGCGUGACCAAAAUUGCCAAGUCAGUCAUAGCACCACUAGCUGACCAAAACAUCUCAGUGUUCAUGCUCUCCACCUAUCAGACAGACUUCAUCUUGGUACGUGAGCGAGACCUGCCCUUCGUCAUGCACACGCUGGCUGCAGAGUUCACCAUCCUCAGAGUAGUGAACGGGGAGACGGUGGCCGCCGAUGACCUUGGGAUAACAAAUGGAUUUGUCAAACCAAAAUUGGUUCAGAGGCCUGUCAUUCACCCCCUUUCCAGUCCGAGUAAUAUGUUCUGCGUCACCAGCCUGGACCCAGAUACCCUUCCCACUGUUGCUACACUCCUCAUGGAUGUCAUGUUUUACUCCAAUGGAGUAAAGGACUCGGUGGUGGGCAAUGAAGACUCGGGACACAUUCGCUUUUUCUCCUUUUCUCUCAUCGAGGGUUACAUCUCCUUGGUCAUGGAUGUCCAGACACAGCAGAGAUUUCCUAAUAAUUUGUUGUUUACAAGUGCAUCUGGUGAGCUCUGGAAGAUGGUGCGGAUUGGUGGGCAGCCCCUUGGCUUUGAUGAAUGUGGAAUUGUUGCUCAGAUUUCUGAGCCUUUGGCCGCGGCCGACAUCCCAGCCUACUACAUCAGUACUUUUAAGUUUGAUCACGCGUUGGUACCCGAAGAAAAUAUAAACGGUGUGGUCAAUGCACUCCAAGUCAGUCAAGCUGAAAAGCAUUAGAAAUCUUCUGAGCUGGUUCCAGAUGCUUUUUAUUAUUAUUAUAAUUAUUAUUAUUAUUCUUUUUUUUUUCUCACAGUAUUUCUUGAAAAAUCUGAUUCCAGAGAGUGACAUGAAAAGAGACUGUGGAAAGUUGAGCAGAAACAGCUCCAAAUAGCCUUUGUUUUAAUUAUUAUUAUUAUUAUUGUUAUUUUAUUAAAUUUCUUUAUGAAUGAGGGGCAGGAGGAGGGGAGGUCAGGAUGUUUCCUGAGGCUUAGCUCAGGGUGAGAUGGAGCUGCCUGGGAACUCCUGUUGUUCCCCAGCACGGGCCAUGGAUGGACAGAAGGACACGGAUGGAUGGACGGAUGUGGGCACUGCGCCCUGAGCCCAAUAGCACGACCAGAGUGGGUGGGCUGCUGGCUGCCAGAGAGCCCUGAGGCCCCUAAAAAUGAAAUGUGGAAUUAAACAGAAAAGACAUUGCACGGUGCUGGAUUGUCUGCUCCCAUCAGGCUGUCUGAGGGCUGUCCGUUGUUGUGUAUGUUGGGUUAGGAUGGGGUUGGGGUUCUGUUUCCCCCUCUUUGGUGCUGGAAAAGGGGAAGAUAAGCUGUUGUCUGAACUGUCCCGUUGGUCUGUAUCCCUGCAGUCACAGCUUGGCUGCCUGCUGGAAGUCUUUGGGGGGGGGGCAUUGCUCUGGCCCUGCAGAUCACACCACCGGUGUUUCUGUCUGCUUUGAGUCUGGCUUAGGUCUGUUUUCCCUCUCCCAACCCCACUGUCCUCCCCCUUGUGUCCCUGCUCCAGGACAGCUGCUGUCCCCAUCCACCAGGACCAGCAGAAGAGAGAUUCUUCCUUUCCCAUCCCAAUUUUAGACAUUUGUGGAGCACAAAGUGUUGUUCAGUGUCCUGAUUGCUGCUCCUCCCCUACCCCACAUCCUGGGCCACCUCAGACCUCAGGCUGUCCCCACCAGGGGCAGGACGUCCCCAAACCCUGUUGGGUCCCUCCUCUGGCUUUAUCAGCUCCUUCCUCCCCAGGUUGGGGACUUAACUCAUGGGGGUUUCCCAUUGGCUUCAGGUCUAUGAAAGCUGAACUGUGCUGAAAACUCCCCCCAAAAAACCAUAUAACACAGCCCAAGGCCUGGGGCUGAUGUCACCCAGGACAGGGAGAAGGAGAAGCCACCUGCACAGGGUCUGCCCUCGCAGUCAGGAACCCAGACAUUUCUUGUGUUCCGACUCUUCCCAUGAUGGACAUGGAGAAAUGGCACGUUGCACAGUUUCAAUGAGCGCUUCCCAGCCUUGCUGAAUGAAGAGCCUCUGGUGUGGUGGUCAUGAGGCUGCAUCCUGCAGCUGCAAGGCAGGGAAUUGCAGCAAUCUGCAGGGGGUACACAGGCAGGAGGUGAUGCUGCAGGUGUGGCGUGCAGGACGUGCACUCAUUGGUGUUGCUUCCGAAGGAGCAGUAAGAGGAGAAGUACUUGAAACAAGCAACAGUUCUACUGAGCCUUAAGAAAAAGUGAAAAAAAUAGGGGUUUAUUUUAUUUUUACUUUAAUUUUGCACUCAGGAUGAUUUAGAGGUUGUUUUGGUUGUUCCAGAUGUUCCACUUCUUUCCUGGAGGGAAGUGGCCUUAAAUUCCUGAAAUCUGUGGCUGCAAAGCAUCACACAGGGCUGUCCUACCCUGCAGACAUAAGCCCAAAAAUGCCACAAGGUGCACAACCCCAUAAGGGCUCUUUGUGCCCCUCAUCACCCUCAGCUUCACCUCCUUGAAGCCUUCCAUUUCUCCACAAUUUGGGCUACUUUCCCCCUCCUUGCCUUUUUUCUUUUUGGUCUUUUUCUGCCUGGUUGGAUUUCAGCUGCAAAUUCCUUUCUCCUGUGCAAGUGUGUGCACAAACAUAGAAAUGCCCGUGGUGUUUUGUGUUGGUGUGCCUGUACACAGCACAUACACCUGAGCAAUAGAGACUCACAGAUGCUGUGUGAGUACAUGGGCACGCACAGAUGUAGUAAAUGCUGUAUGCACACAUCUACUCACUGUAGAUUUUUCAUUCAAGUGUAUCAGCAAUAGGAGUGCGUGGUCCUGCUCCCUCUGCAGCUGGGUGCCUCGUGCACAGUGAUGAGAGAAAAGCUUCUCCUUUUCUUCUCGUCCUUUUCGUUGCUUUGCUGACAUCGUGGUGGUGCCGCUUGGAAUCAAGCACAUCCAAAAUCCCUCCAUGAAAGAUCAGUGACGUUGUGCACAAGGCAUCAGGUCCUGUGUUGGUGCAGUGCCAAAAAAAAAAAAAAAAGAGAGCCAGUCGUCCCACCUGGCUGCUGAGUGAUUGCUGCUUUCUUGUUUUGGGUUCAGCCCCAGCAGGGAGGUGUUGCAGCCAUCAGUGAUGGAUGUCAUUUGGUGAUGAGGAGUCCCUUCUUUCUGUCACUGCCGCUCCUGUGCGCAUCUCCAGCAGCAGCUUAAGGCAUCUCACUUACUGUUCCCAUCCUGACUGCAGAUGUCAGGCUGGAUUAAACUUUUAUUACCUGGUAGAGAGCAAAACCUGGUAAUCCUUUUGCCAAACAGUAUUUACACUGUGUGGUGUGUGCUGGGGCAUGUUUACAUUGGCUGAGGUGUGCAGCUCUGCUUGGCAGCUUCAGCUGCCUCCUCCCAUGAGUCCCUCCAUCCAUCCUGGGCUGUGUGCAUCCCAUGGGCAGCAGUCAGGGCACUGUGUUGUGGGACUGAGCCCAUCUCAGCCCUUUUUCCCAUCCCCUGCUCCUCCAUCUCUCAGCCCCCAUGAAGCACAAUAUGGUGUAACGCCAGCUGUCAGCAGCACAAGGGAAGGGCCACGUCCUGCAGCACAGCAGAGCAUGCUCCUAGGGCUGCUCUGCAGAUCCUGUAGCAGCAGCUGCCCCUGCAGAAGCAACACACAGCCCCUGAUCCUGGCAGGAGAUUCUGACAGGGGAAUGAAUGAAGUAUUGCGGGCCAAGUGUAUGACAGUUUUAGGUGUGAAUGUGCAGAGAAACAUACCUCUUGGGAACUGAAUAGCCAAGAAGUCCCUCUCUCCAUCUCCAGCCAGCAUCAGCCCCUUCUGCUGGUUAGGAAAAUGAUGGGACACAGGGCUGGGGCUGAAUGCUGCCAUGCAGAGCACGUGGCCCCACUGCCCACACUUUUAUUUCUGUGGAUGAGGUGCAUGUGGGUUUGGUGUGGCCUGGGGAGACAUGAUGUGGUUAGGUCCCAAAGCUCAUUGUGCACUGCAGCGUGCUGCUGGUACCAGUGCUGCCCUGGGAGAUGGUGUCACAAGCACAGCUCUGUUCUGCCUCCUUCACCGUGGGGCUUGGUUGGAUUUUUCCUGUGUGUGUGGAAGUGGCCGAGGCACUGUCCCCUGCAUGGCACAUUGGGCAGAUGCUGUUGGCAGCAUGGCGUUCCCCCAGUCCCCUACCAUCUCUGUGCUGAGGCACUGAAUCAGCUUUCUGCACUAGCAGCAAUCAGCCUUUUUCCCAAAGAACUCCCACCAGCUCUUUUGUAACUUGAAAGAAGGCCAUUUCCUGGGCACCAUGGCUUUGUGGGGGUGCUGGGGGGCAUGAGGUGUCCAUAGGUGAUGCAGCAGGACCCCCUUCUUAUGAAGCUGGAGUGCUUCAAAAGAGCCCAUCUCCCCCUUUCCCACUAACACAGCUGGCCUGUUGGCCUCGGGUUUGUCACUAAAAUGAGGGGUGUGAUGGUCCUGCUGCCUGCCUGGGCACUACAAAGGGCAGUGUGGGGGGACUUUUUGUAUGGAGAACCCCACCAUCCCCCCUCACUUGAGGCUGUAGUAUGGUCCCAGGGCUGCAGUGCCCUGCGUGGCAGCACCUGGGAAGGGUGCAGCCCUGCCCUAAUGCCAUGUUGGGGUCCCACCUGGCUGAGCACCACCCUUCUCUGCCCUUACGAAGCCUGCAUUUCCCCAAGGAUGCUCACAAUGUUGCCCCCCAUAAAUUUCCAGUGAGCUGUCAAGAGAGCAGAGGCUGUCCCACUGCUGCAGGGAGUACACAGCCCUCUGGCCUUUCACAAACCCUUCCCGAGAGCCUUUCCUUGGGAGAUGCAAAUGAUGCAUUAUAUAUUUUUCCCUUUACCUCCCAGCCUAAUGCAAACUAUUGUGGGGCUCACCCAGACCAGCACUGGCUGUGCAGCUGAGAGUGGCCGCUUUGCAUUCCCAGCGUGCUGCUUUCCUUCACUGGUCUGCUGCUGCAUAGCUGAGGUUUAUGUACUGUAUGGGAAAAAAAGAAAAAUCAAACACAGAACACACACAGGAAAAAAAGAAAAAAAAAAAAAAAAGAAGAAAAAAAGAUCCUAAUGUUCCAAAACAAAUGACAGUAUAUUUUGUACUUUGUAAAAGUGUUAAUUAAAAUGAAAAAGAAGGAAAAGAAAAAA
Molecule: messenger RNA, 5874 nt
Organism: Phasianus colchicus (ring-necked pheasant)
Lineage: Eukaryota; Metazoa; Chordata; Aves; Galliformes; Phasianidae
Gene: CASTOR2
Product: cytosolic arginine sensor for mTORC1 subunit 2
Biological process (GO): negative regulation of TORC1 signaling
Source: RefSeq, a predicted model, not a curated record